Molecule: messenger RNA, 291 nt
Organism: Metarhizium brunneum ARSEF 3297
Lineage: Eukaryota; Fungi; Ascomycota; Sordariomycetes; Hypocreales; Clavicipitaceae
Gene: TIM10
Product: Mitochondrial import inner membrane translocase subunit TIM10
Biological process (GO): protein insertion into mitochondrial inner membrane
Cellular component (GO): mitochondrial inner membrane
Source: RefSeq, a predicted model, not a curated record
AUGUCCUUCCUCGGCAUCGGACGCCAGCAGCCCACCUCGGAGCAGAAGAUUGCCGCCGUAGAAGGCGAGAUGCGCAUGAUGGCAGACACAUACAACCGUCUUCAAAAGACUUGCCAGAAAAAGUGUAUCCCUACCGACUACCGCGAGGGCGAGCUGAACAAGGGCGAGUCGGUGUGCCUGGACCGCUGUACGGCCAAGUUCCUGGAUACGUCGAUGAAGGUCAGUGAGAUUAUGCAGCAGCAGGGCCAGGCCAUGGGCGGCGCGCCCCAGGCCGGCGGGGGCUUGUUCUAA